AUACCAUGCGGUGUGCAAUAUCCAAUAUCUGGCAAGAAUUCUGGUGAUCUACCUGAACACAGUGUUGAAUACUCUGCUUCAUCGCUCACCCAUGCCGUACAGCCAUCAGAUUGUAAUAUAUUCAAAUAUUGUAAUGGAGGAGUUACUAUGAAAAUGAUGGAUAAUGUUGCAGGGAUAGUGGCGUUCCGACAUGCACAUUGUAACAUUGUCACUGCUUCCAUUGGUAAGUUAAAUGCGAUUGUAGUCCAGAUUGGAAUCCGUCUAAAUUUAUGUUGGUUGAAAUGCUAUGCAAAUUGCUAA
Molecule: messenger RNA, 300 nt
Organism: Paramuricea clavata
Lineage: Eukaryota; Metazoa; Cnidaria; Anthozoa; Malacalcyonacea; Plexauridae
Source: the annotation of a GenBank genome assembly